Messenger RNA from Pygocentrus nattereri (red-bellied piranha), 2012 nucleotides. RefSeq lists its product as uncharacterized. The record is from RefSeq and is a predicted model, not a curated record. NCBI's taxonomy places the organism in Eukaryota, Metazoa, Chordata, Actinopteri, Characiformes, Serrasalmidae. Bases 1228 to 1857 code for a protein of 209 amino acids. The transcript has 4 exons.
GAUUCACUGCUGAGUUCUCUGGAAACUCUGCAUUCCUCCUCAGUCUGUAAGAUCCUCAGACCGGGAAAAGAACUCGUGUCGGACAUUUCUCCUUCAUAUCUCUUACAUUUCUCUUAACACUUUGUUUUUCAGGUUCUGUCGUUCUUUUACCUUUGUUUCUUUCAUUCAAGCUGGUCAGCGCAACUAAGUGCCCCACCUCCUGUGGUUACAAGUGGCCAAUGCCGUCCUGCUCCAGCCAUCCAUGGCGCCGCUUGUAGCAGGCCAUUCCUCAAAGUGUCAGGAGGACGAGGCUUUUUUGACGGUGCAUCCACAGAGCUGAGCAGAGAGUCUGCACUCACGUGCAAAGCUAAAGAAGCAGAUUUUGGACACCAGAAAAGACAGGAAUGGGACCUCCUGACUGCCCCACUGGAAAAGUUGCUUAAGUUAAUCUUAAAUCUAGUCCAUUUAUUUCUCUAUGCUUUUGUUACUAAAGUCAUUUUAUCAUCAUGAUAUCAUGAUAAUAGUACAAUCACACUAUAUCAGGUAGAUUAGUUUGCUCAUUUUAAGAAAUGACUUUGAUUUGACUUUGAAAUGUACUGGAGUGAAAGUUAAAAGUUGCCUAAAAUAGAAAAACUUCAGUGCAGAUACACAAAAAAUACUUAAGUACAGUAAAGAAUUAGAUUUACAUAAAUACAGUUACUGUCCACCACUGAUUUUAAAUGUGAUCAAAUGAACCUUUAGCAUUACAAAGUAAGUGCUGUAGGUGUUGAUACUCUGUGAAAAUGCAAUUAUGAUUUGAUGUAUUAUUUAUUUGAAAUACAUAUUGUGUGAGUGUCUGCAGACGUACAUGGUUAAUGUACAGUACAAUGCAGAUCACAGAUGUCAAUUCUGUUCAUUCAGUUCAUUUAUAUUUAGUUGCAUCUGUAACAUUUAUUAAAAUUGCAUACAAAAUAUGAAAAAAUGCAAAUGAGGUCAUUUAAAAAUAUAUUUAACAAAUACAUUUUUGGCCAUUUUCACACACAGAGAUAUACGUGGUAAACACAUUUAGGACAUGUUUUUUUCCAUAUGGGAUAAUGGUGUUUUAAAGGAUGUAGUUUACAUAGUUUAAAGUGUGUAAUAUGCUUUUUUAUUAUGUGUUUUUCCUAUUUUGACUUAAUCCCAGACCUGUGUCCCUACUGACAUACACAGGGCCUUUCUAGAUGACCUUUGCUCUCACCGCUCCCUCUGAAGAUAACCCUUUUGGGCCACAUGGGCUUCAUGGCACUGUACUGCAUCCUGUGUCUGGUCAUGCCGACUCUUUUGCAUGGAGAGAUCACGCUGGCCUGCGUGCGUGAGCACAGCCCCUUCAUCUGUGUGUGCACACAGGACCUGGUAGCGUGCAGCAUCAUCAAUUCCAGCGAGUGUGACUGCGUUGACCACCCACUCUCCAUGCCACAGCAGCAGGCCGAAGGACCCGGCACAUUGCAAUACAAGCGGUUGACUGUGUGGUACACAUCACCACUCAACGUGGCACGGCUACUGAACAACUCAGAGGUUCGGCACCUGGUGCUGGUCAAGUGCGACCCGACCGAGGAAGAGCUGCCACCCCUCGACCACUUUGUUGUGCGGAGGCUGGAGAGGCUGAGUGUGUCGUAUCCAUUCUUGAGGCCUGGACAGAUCCAUGACGUGGUGCUGGGGAGGGAAGUGGGAGCACCGUACCAUGAGGAAGCGAGGAUAGCUGUCAUUCACACAGCUGUGUUGGCGGGGAAGGCCGAGCUUAAAGCCUACACAGUGAAAACCGAGGUGGACAGCAAGGGCAUGAUGUCCUUUCCCAACGUAUUUAUGUCUCAUGAAGGGCUUCCAGAGAUGACCAGAAUGUUUGUGACUUUUGUCUAUUGAGUGGCAUUUGGAUGUUAUCGUUUCUGGAGCUGACUUUCCUCCCUCGCUUGUGUUUCAUGUUCACAGUUUGUGCGAGUCUUGGGAAAAGAUUCUCAGGAUAUCGGAGGAUGGACAGAUGGUCGACAUUAUUAAUUUAUGCAAAUGGUACAGUUUCU